UCAUACUCGGAGGUAGAGAGUCAGAGCUGCUCGUCCGGCGGAUCUCAACCUCUGAAUCCAACCCCCGUGUCUUCUCUCAUCCUUCCCCUCUCCCCUUCUCGCUCACCCGGGUUGCUUUCUCUCCGGAGCCGCGGGAGCUUCUACGUCUUCUUUCUCUCGACUUCGGCCAACAGUUUGCUCUUUUUGGAUUUGGGUUUUUCUUCUUGGACGUUUUGACGAGUACUCGCUGCUGAUUUCACUCAGCACUGCUCCUCGCUGCUGCCGCUGCCGCCGCUGCUGCUUCUGCCGCCGCUGCCGCUUUUACGCACCGACGCUUAUUUUGGAUUUGCUCGGCAGCACCGCUGGAGAAAAACAGAGAAAGACAAUAAAAAGCAUAAAGCGAGGUGGAUCCGUGGAUGCGCCCCUUUGGCUCACGCUGGAGAUGGAAACGCUGAUAUUGUUAUUUCAUUCCCUGUGGAUAUUGCAAUGCAACACUGUGAGCGCCGACUCCAUCAUUCACAUCGGUGCGAUAUUUGAGGAGAAUGCAGUGCAGGAUGAUCAGGUGUUCCAGCUCGCCGUGUCUGACCUCAGUCUGAACGACGACAUCCUGCAGAGUGAGAAGAUCACACACUCGAUUAAACUCAUCGCGCCCAACAACCCUUUCCAGGCGGUGCAGGAAGCCUGUGAGCUGAUGAACCAGGGCAUCCUGGCGUUGGUGACCUCUACUGGCUGCGCCUCAGCGAGCGCCCUGCAGUCCCUGACGGACGCCAUGCACAUCCCACACCUGUACAUCCAGAGGAACAGCGAAGGAUCUCCUCGCACUGCCUGCCAGUUCAACCCGAGCCCCGGCGGGCAGCGCUACACGCUGGCCGCCCGGCCGCCCGUACGCCUCAACGACGUCAUGCUGACGCUGGUGGAGGAGCUGCGCUGGCAGAAGUUCAUCGUGUUUUAUGACAUCGAGUACGAUAUCCGCGGCCUGCAGGGUUUCCUCGAUCAGACGUCCCGCCAGGGUGUCGACGUGGCGUUGCAGAGAGUGGACAGGAACAUCAGUAAAAUCUUCACCAACCUCUUCACCACCAUGAGGACCGAGGAGCUCAAUCGGUACAGAGACACACUGAGGAGAGCCAUCCUGCUGCUCAGCCCACACGGAGCGCACACAUUUAUCCAGCAGGCAGUGGAAACAAAUCUGGCCUCCAAAGACAGUCACUGGGUGUUCGUCAACGAGGAAAUCAGCGACACAGAGAUCCUGGAGCUUACCCACAGUGCACUGGGGCGCAUGACGGUGAUCCGGCAGAUCUUCCCGUUGCUGAAGGACAGCAGCACCCGCUGCAUGAGGCAGAACCACCGGAUCUCCUCGCUGCUGUGUGACCCGCAGGAAGGACACCUGCAGAACCUGGAGGUGUCCAACCUGUACCUGUACGACAGCGUGCUGAUGCUUGCCAACGCCUUCUACAGGAAGCUGGAGGACAGGAAGUGGCACAGCAUGGCCAGCCUGAACUGCAUCAAGAAGUCCACCAAGCCCUGGAACGGAGGCUGGUCCAUGCUGGAGACCAUCCAGAAGGGAAAUAUCACAGGUCUGACGGGUACGAUGGACUUUAAGGACAACGGCUCCAACUCCCACGUCCAGUUUGAGAUCCUCGGCUCGAGCUUCAGCGAGACCUUCGGCAAGGACAUCAAGAGGCUCGCCACGUGGGACUCGGUUCACGGCCUGAACGGCAGCCUGAAGGAGAGCCGGAUAGAGAACGGCAUGCAGGGAGUCACGGUCAAAGUGGUCACGUUACUGGAGGAUCCUUUUGUCAUGGUGGCGGAGAACAUCCUCGGGCAGCCGAAGAGAUAUAAAGGCUUCUCCAUCGACGUCCUGGACGCCCUCGCCAAGAUCCUGGGCUUCAAAUACGAGAUCUACCAGGUAGCGGACAGUAAAUAUGGAAGUCGGCUUCCCAACGGCUCGUGGAACGGCAUGAUUGGCGAUCUAAUCAACAAGAGAGCGGACCUGGCGGUGUCCGCCAUCACCAUCACGCCAGAACGGGAGAACGUGGUCGAUUUCAGCAAGCGCUACCUCGACUACAGCGUCGGCAUCCUACUCCGAAAGCCCGAAGAGAAGAUCAACAUCUUCUCUCUGUUCGCGCCCUUCGACCUCGCCGUCUGGGCCUGCAUCGCCGCCGCAAUCCCCGUGGUGGGAGUGCUCAUAUUCCUCCUCAACAGACUGCAGGCGCUGCGCUCCUCGUCCCAGAAUGCACCUCCCGGUCAGCCGGCUAACGGAGCGGGGUCGGGCACCCUGCACAGCGCCAUCUGGAUCGUUUACGGAGCGUUCGUGCAGCAAGGUGGGGACGGUGUGGUGGGAUCGGUCGCUCUGAGGAUCGUCAUGGGCAGCUGGUGGCUCUUCACGCUCAUAGUUUGUUCAUCGUACACCGCCAACCUGGCGGCGUACCUCACCGUGUCACGCAUGGAUCACGCUAUACGGUCUUUCCAGGACCUGGCGAGGCAGAUCGACGUGGACUACGGCACUGUGAGGGACUCGGCGGUCUACGACUACUUCAGGAACAAAGGCACCAACCCUCUGGAGCAGGACAGCACCUACUCAGAGCUGUGGAGGACCAUCAGCAAGAACAACGGCAUGGAUUACUCCGUGUCCAGCCCGUCAGAGGGAAUACGCAAGGCAAAGAAGGGUCCGUACGCCUUUCUCUGGGACAUGGCGGUGCUGGAGUACGUGGCCCUGACGGAUGACGACUGCACCGUCACCGUGUCGGGAAGCAGCAUGAGCAGUAAAGGCUACGGCAUCGCCAUGCAGCACGGCAGCCCCUACAGAGACCUCUUCUCACAGAAGAUCUUGGAGCUGCAGGAGAAAGGCGACCUGGACAUCAUGAAGCAGAAGUGGUGGCCCCGCGCCGGCCGCUGCGACCUCAGCAGCCACGCCAGCGCCCACCCCGAUGGCCGCUCCCUCAAGCUGCACAGCUUCGCCGGCAUCUUCUGCAUCCUGGCCGCGGGCCUGCUGCUGGCCUGCCUGGUGGCUGGGCUGGAGGCUUGGUGGAACAGCAACCACUGCCGCCAGGAGCAGCCCAAAGAGGACAAGGAGGUGAAUCUGGAACAGGUGCAUCGUCGUAUGAACAGUCUUUUGGACGAGGACUUGGCCCACAAGCAGAUCCCCGGCCCCUCUAUCGAGAUCUCUGCGCUGGACAUCGGCAGCAUGCAGCCCAGCCAGGCCUCUCUGGUCCCGGGCCCGGAGUCCAGGCGGGACUACCCGCCCUCGGGCCUCGCUGUGACCACCUUCCUCCCCGGGGAGGGGGGACCACCUCCUCCUCUUCCCCAUCCUCACCAUGGGGGGACCCUAGGCAGGACGCUACCCCCAUCCCAGGGCCCUGGCAGCAGCACGUUGCCCCCGCACCACCCGCUCAGCAGCACCAGCCUCAGCGGCACCAUGCAGUGCAAACACAGGGCACCCAACGGGGGGCUCUUCCGGCAGAGCCCUGGCAAGACACCCAUGCCAAUGUCCUACCAGGCAGUCUCCGCAGGACCCAUACCCGAAGCCAUUGAGGCCACCCACAGUACAUCGAUAUAAGAUCGGAGGGGUAAAAGGGGGCGGUGGGUGGGAGGGAGGCUGCUCUCUGGACCUAGGUCCAGGUUCGGAUGCGAGGCGGGUUGGGGAACCCUAGAGGAAAAUUAUUAUAGAGGAAAAAAACAUAUAUGUACAAAGUAAAAAGAUUUUGUAUCUCACUAUCUGUUCAGAAACACACACACGAAAAAUCUAACAAAAAACAACAAAAAGCGGGCGGCGGGCUGGAGGGUGUAAUUUUUCUCGUGUACAUAUCUGUAAAUACCAAGAGAACGAAGUGAGGUUAAAGUGUAUUUUGAAUAUUCUCAAUUUUUGAAGUUGAGUUAUAAAAACAAACAAAAUGAGAUAAAAAAAAUAUAAACAUUGAUGAAAAAGUUAUGACUGUUUGAAUGGCUUUGUAAAUUUUGUUCAAUUAAACAAUGACGCGAAAUUCAUUGUGAUUGUUUUCUAAGUGCCGAAAUUAAACGAUGUCUUUCCACAACUCAUUGAUGUAAACGACUACCCAUGAUGCACCGCUGUAGGGACAUUUUUAGUGGUGGACACCUACUGUUAUGCACCUCUGUACCAACCCUAUAUAUAUCUUCAGCAUCGGACGAAAAAAAAUCACUCUUUGUUUUUUCCCCAUUUGUAUUAAAUAUAUAAUAUACAUAGUUUUUUCCAAGCAAAAGUCUACAUUCUUUUCUUACGUUGACUGUAAAUGAUGUUCAUUCAAACACUGAGGGGAACAAGCGGAUUUUUAUUGGGUUCAUAUUUUACACACAGCUCAAUGGUUUGUUUUUAUAGCGAGUUUUUAUUUGGCGUCAGUACUGUCCAGGUGAGAGUCUGUUUGUGACGAGCAAAUGAGCGAAGAAGAGUACGUACGGCUGCGAGCGCACCGACCGCUGUCUUUAGGUCAAACGAUGAUGCAGUCAUGCAAGCCUGGCCUCUUUGUGGAACACGACAGGGUGUAGAACCGCGGCUCCCUACCCACGCGGUACAGGUCUUAGUCUUAAAGUCAAAUAUCAUAUUUUUGAACUGUAAAUGCAGUCGCACGUUCGACGUGAUGAAAUCCAACAGUUUCUGUAGUCCCGUUUAACCACUUACUACAAAAACCUUUUCUGGGUCACGUUAAAGCUUCAAAAUUACGAGAAUUGCUUCUGUAUUUUAAGCUGUGGAAAGAAAUGAACAUGUUUAGGGUUGGAUGAACCACAGACCUUUAGACAUCAAACAGAAACCAACCCGACUUCGAGAUGAGGAAAUCAGGAACACAAAAACACUUGUUCUGGGUUUCAGAGAGAUGCUUGCACCUUCUAAAUGAUGAAUAGUUUUAGAGUUCGUCUUCUUCAUCGCACCACCAGCAAACCAGUGAAAAUCAGUUACAGUCUUUUUCUAUGAAACUCUGUCCAGAUGCUUUUAGACUAAUGAAAAGUUGGCACCAAUUUAAAACAAGUACUGGCAUGCUUCCCAACUCUGAGACAGACCCUCUUGUUAGCCAAAUAUAUACAAAAAACCAGAAACGGUCCAGAGUAUCAGCCAGCCUGGUAGUCAUUUUAUUUGAUAUUUUUGAGCUUCUGUUUGUAUUUGAAGGAAGUGUCAGAUUCAAAUUGGUGCCAGAACGAUUGAUGGUUAUUAAUUUAUUCAAAAAACUUCGACAACAGUCGAAAUCUGAAAGUCUGAAAUUACAGACCUGAAACACAAGAAAAGUUGUGACAGAUCAAACGUAUUCGCCUUUCCAUCCUUACUCUUACUAACCGCUCCCACAGAGUUCCUAAAGGAGGGCCGACACUUUUGUUUUCAGGCAGUCGUAAUGCUUCGCUUGUGGCCAAAUAUCGAAGCUCGGCCGAGUUCCAACAGCGGUCGGUGUGAACGCAGCCUUAACCUUAAGAAAAAAUAUAAAGGUACUAAAUAUAUAUGUCUUUAAUUUUUAUACUCGAGAAUUUUACGUCACGCUCUCGUACGCAAGUUUCUUCUUGCAAAGCAGUGCAGUUAUUCUAACGAGGAGUGAGAGAGUGACUCAGAGAGGCAUCGUAUUUCCACAAGUCAUUCCUAAUGAGAUCCAUUAUCACCUGCAGGGAUGACAGAGGGCGUCAUUACCCAAAGUGCAGACAGAGGCUCAUGAUGAUGGCCGUUCUGCAGGUGCCAUACCUCAACUGCUUGUAAAACAGAGGGAAGUUAAAUAUAUUUGCUAAACACUGGAUAGUAUUUUCUCUAUAGGAUACUGUGAGAGGAACAUUUAUGGUAAAAGUAUUUAACAACAGAAAUAUAUAAAACGACCAUAUCACCCCCACCUUUUUGCUUUUACAAGCACGGUUAACGUGCAUCUAUGGGCCUAAUGACUGUCGACUUCAUUUACAUUAGCCUGACGCUGGCUGUUCGGAUCUAUGUUGAUCACACACAGUUUUCAGGACAUUAGCAGCAAAACGCAGACCCGCUCAUCUUUCCAUUUAUAGAACGUGUACGUGGGCAGAGGAAACUGAGGAACCUUAACUUGUCAGAAUGAAGAGCUUUAGUUCCAAAACUGUAGAUUGGACAUCGAAUCUUGUGUUGUUGGUAGGUUUGUGGUUGUUGGACAGGCGGCAGAUUAACUCGUUCAUUAAACUACAGACACAAGCGUUCUGUGGAGGUUUUACUGUCCGGUUCUGUCGCACAGCACUUCUUCCACACUGGGGAAACCCAGACUGAAAGAUUUUUAAGUGUCCAUAUCAUGUAUGUCCACUAUAUUCUUACAGACAGACAGUCAGACAGCAGAAAUACUGGAGCUGAAGCCUUCUAACAGCGAGUUGUUUUUGGGCAGUCCCUUAGAAAAGAUGACCAGGGGUGGGGAACUCCAGGCCUCGAGGGCCGG
Molecule: messenger RNA, 6353 nt
Organism: Pundamilia nyererei
Lineage: Eukaryota; Metazoa; Chordata; Actinopteri; Cichliformes; Cichlidae
Gene: grid1b
Product: glutamate receptor, ionotropic, delta 1b
Exons: 17
Coding region: 422-3535 (1037 amino acids)
Biological process (GO): monoatomic ion transport
Cellular component (GO): membrane
Molecular function (GO): signaling receptor activity; ligand-gated monoatomic ion channel activity
Source: RefSeq, a predicted model, not a curated record